AUGACCUUCUACGACGAGGACCUUCCGCUGUACUACAUCCAGCUGGAUCGGCAGCGUCUCAAGGUUGAUUACUCCUCCUCCGAUGGUUUAGGCUUGGGUUACCUGGUUCACAAAAACGUCUUGGCCGAGCUGCUCGAGGACGCCAGCAGGUGCAAUGGCGGCGCAGAUGGAGGCCUUCAGCUCGUGCGCAGCCUCCGGAUGAAGUUCCUGCCCUGGAUCGCUGAUGUUCUUCGGUCACCGUUGCCGAGCGACACCAAGACAUGGAUCCUCCGGUGCUGUGAACGCAUGGGCCUCGUAGCGGUUGCUCCGUACCAGGAGCGCAGUCAGGUGAACCUGGCCAUCAUGGCCUUUAGCCUUUGCAGAUGCUGCCCGGCUGGUUCGGAUGCUGCCCUGUUCCUGCGGAGCGUGUUGAUGAACGCCUGGCAUGUGCCGGAGGAGGUGAAGCGCUUUGCGGAGCGGAAGAGUGAUGUCUAUGGGAUCUACAUUGUCAAGCCUGGCACCUUGCAGAGGAUGCAAGAGCUGGGCCUGCGUGUGGUGGUCCGGGACUUCGAGCGGGAGGUCUGGCAGCGGAGCAUGGACAACAGUUCCAUGUACUUGGACAUCAUCUCGCAGUUUUCCAGCUACUGCUGCUUCACGUACGUCAAAGGCCUCUCCAAGCUUGAUGACAUCCUUCUGAAGUGGUUGGCGGAGUAUACCCGCUUGCAUCCCUGGCGCUUCGUCUAUAUCGAAGGAGUGGACACCACCUUUAACUUUCCAGAGAACCGCGAUCGUUGCAACUUCCGCUUUGCUCCGGCGAAUCCUUUGCACAGUGUGAAGGCCACGGAAGAUCUGCAGAAGUCCAACGUCACUUUGGCGCGCCCGAGUCACACGGUGUCCUAUGACCCGGCGAUGCAACCCUCGCCAGAGGACUUGCAGGACGGACGCCGCUUGCUGUCCUGUUUUGCGAAGAACCUCGCACCGGACAGCAGCACUGGCAGCCACGCUGAUGAUGCCAUGCACCAGGAGACGAUGUUUUCUCAGCCGCCGCGGGCCUCCUGCUACUCCGCCGACUUCCGGGGCGAGCUGGAGGAGCUGCUCUUUGGCGCUGCCUCCUGCCUCGUGCUGCUGGUGUCUGCGCCUGGGGCGGGCAAGAGCCACCACAUGUCGGCGCUGCGGGGGCGCCUUCAGGAAGAGAUGCAGUUCGACAUUCACGAGUUCGAUGGCUCCUCUGACAUCUUGGUGACCACCGCCUUGGCAGAGGUCUUGCAGCGAACGAUGAUCUCCCAGAGCACCAUGCACUCACAGAAGCUGUUGAUCUUGGACGAAUACCACAUGCUCAGCGACGAGCACAAGGACGAGCUCUUUGAGUGGGUGAGAGCCAAACUUGGGCCAGAACUCCGGGUGGUGCUCAUCGCCAACCGCAGCGACUCCAAGGAUAGAGAGCGGCUCGAGCAACUGCGGCCGGCGGCCUCGCAGGUGAGAGUGGCCCACCUUCAGACACGGCUCUCGCGGAAGCGGAUUGAGCAGGUGAUGGACGCGCGGGGCAACUCGGAGAAGUGGAGACCUGCGGUGUGCGACUGGCUGGUGGCCUCUCGUCUGCUCUUCGGCGAGGAGGCAGUGAGUUUGCGGCUCUGCGACACACUGGAGGCCAUCCUGCAGAAGCUGGAGCCGCGGGCCAGUCUCAUCGAGCUCUUGCUGCACCGAGUGCCUACCGUGAGCCGUACCAGCGCCAGCGACUUCGUGGACGCCUACCUGCAACAUCAAGGGCUGCGGCGCAAGGCAGCGACCCAGAGCCUGGUGAGCUUUUGCUUCCGCGUCGCGUUGCAGGACCUCAGCGACGAGCUCUGCAGCUUUGUGGAGUUCCUCUCGCUGACGCCCAGGGCCCAUGAGGCUCCGCCUGCGGUCCGGCUUUUGGCGUGGGCCUGCUACGUGAUGAACGCCAAGAAGUGGGACCUCUCAGGUCUGAGCAGCGUUUGGUCGAAGCGGCAUCUCUUUGUGGACCAGGUGAACUUCCCCUUCGAGCUGUCCGAGGAGGCAUUGGGGUCUCCGAGCAACAGUGGCCCGACCUUCUCCUGGGCCGGCGAUCCCACCUCCCUCCGGGACUUGGUGGAUGCGGUCAGACGUGGACAUUCUGUGGAUUGGGCAGAUGUCCACCGCAAAGUUUGGUCGGUGGAGCACAUCAAGGACUCGGAGCUCUUUGCGCAGCUGCUGUCGCUCAGUCGCACGCCCUCCGUCAUCCUUCAGCAGGUCCUGGCCUCCAACUUGUGCAGUCUGCUGCGCCUUUCCAACACGGCGGCUCCCACGGCAGUGCAACUCGCACGGAUCAUCCUGCAGCACGCGCCUGUAGACAGCACCUCCAGCAGUCAGGUCGAUCGCCCACGAUGCCUGUCUUUGUGGACUGUGAUCUUGCACGACCAGCAGGAGUUGGGAUGUGUGGAGCUGCUGAGAUUGGCGGGGGGCCCUUCAGCCUUGCUGGAGGCAGUGCUCUGGGCACGGAACUGGGCCACCGAGCGGCGCAGCACUGCUCCUGCACGCACUCGGGAGCGCCUGCUGCAACAGACCUUGGCCCUGCUGUCUUGCUGCAGCUGGAAGCCGCUGGAUACUGGUGAGCAGCUCUCGGUCCAGGAGUUGGUGAUGCUUUGGACAGGCGGCUUCGCUUGCCUGCUAAGAGCUGCCCGCCCCGCGCAAGAACGGGUCUGGAGGACAAGGCAAGAGUCCGGAGUGAUGUCCGCGGAGUUUCUGGCGCGUGGGGAACUGCCGCCAGCACUGCCGCAGCAGCGGCUCCAACAGGUGCUCCGGAGCGUGGCGGACCUGCAGGGAGAUUGGCCCCUGGAGGUGCGGCUCCUGUGGCGAGUGCUGCACUCCAGAAGCAGUGCUCAGGAGGUGAGCAAGCUGUGGGUGGCGGCACCCUACAUGCUACAGGACAUGUCCUCCGAGGCUGGCUCGUGUGCACGAGCUCUUCAUUCCAGGAAUCGUGGCUUCGCCUGGCACCCUCUGCCGAAGCUUGCAGCGGGCUUUGCUGUGCAGCACCUGUCAGGUGCCGGAGAGCGUGCCUGCCGCCAUGUUCCUGGCAGUGUGUGCUGA
This is a messenger RNA of Effrenium voratum, 3063 nucleotides long. The record is from the annotation of a GenBank genome assembly. NCBI's taxonomy places the organism in Eukaryota, Dinophyceae, Suessiales, Symbiodiniaceae.